Molecule: messenger RNA, 3950 nt
Organism: Perca flavescens (yellow perch)
Lineage: Eukaryota; Metazoa; Chordata; Actinopteri; Perciformes; Percidae
Gene: sf3b3
Product: splicing factor 3b, subunit 3
Exons: 27
Coding region: 243-3896 (1217 amino acids)
Cellular component (GO): nucleus
Molecular function (GO): nucleic acid binding; protein binding
Source: RefSeq, a predicted model, not a curated record
GUAUGUGUCAGAUUUCUGUCAGGCACUGUGUCGGUCACCUCACAUGACGGCGUAUUGACGAAGGACCCACCAACGGCGUCUGAUCGUUGGCUUCACGGAGUUCCAUGGAGAUUGUUUGUGUAAAUGAAACGUUAUCCAUCUGAAAUCAGAAUCAUCUUAUCUAACACACCGUUUUGAGCUGGGCUAAGUGCUCCGUUCAUAGCCCCUGAAGAACUUUGUGGGGAAGCCACAGAAAGGGAGCCAUGUUUCUUUACAACAUCACCCUACAGCGUGCCACGGGCAUCAGUCAUGCCAUCCAUGGAAACUUCUCAGGAACCAAGAUGCAGGAGAUUGUCGUUUCCAGGGGAAAGAUCUUGGAAUUAUUGCGGCCAGAUGCCAACACAGGAAAGGUGCACACUCUGCUUACAGUGGAGGUGUUUGGCAUCGUUAGGUCCCUGAUGGCAUUCAGACUCACUGGAGGAACCAAAGACUACAUUGUUGUUGGAAGUGACAGUGGCCGUAUUGUCAUCCUGGAAUAUCAUCCAUCCAAAAACAUGUUUGAGAAGAUCCAUCAGGAAACGUUUGGAAAGAGCGGCUGCCGGCGCAUCGUCCCCGGACAGUUCCUUGCCGUCGACCCAAAAGGCAGAGCUGUUAUGAUAGGAGCCAUAGAGAAACAGAAGCUGGUUUAUAUUCUGAACAGAGAUGCAGCUGCAAGAUUGACCAUCUCCUCUCCACUGGAAGCCCAUAAAGCAAACACGUUGGUCUACCAUGUAGUGGGAGUCGAUGUCGGCUUUGAAAAUCCCAUGUUUGCCUGCCUCGAAAUGGACUAUGAGGAAGCCGACAAUGACCCGACAGGAGAAGCUGCCGCCAACACGCAACAGACGCUCACCUUUUACGAGCUGGACCUCGGCUUGAAUCACGUGGUCCGCAAGUACAGUGAGGCUUUGGAAGAGCAUGGGAAUUUCCUCAUCACUGUUCCUGGUGGUGCAGAUGGGCCGAGUGGCGUUCUGAUCUGCUCUGAAAACUACAUCACUUACAAGAAUUUUGGAGACCAGCCUGACAUUCGCUGUCCCAUCCCACGGCGCAGGAAUGACCUGGAUGACCCGGAGCGUGGCAUGAUAUUUGUCUGCUCAGCCACUCACAAGACCAAGUCCAUGUUCUUCUUCCUGGCCCAAACUGAGCAGGGAGACAUCUUUAAGGUUACCCUGGAAACGGAUGAAGAAAUGGUCACAGAAAUCAGGCUGAAAUACUUUGACACGAUCCCUGUGGCAACAGCCAUGUGUGUCCUGAAGACGGGCUUCUUGUUUGUGUCUUCAGAAUUUGGAAACCAUUACCUUUACCAGAUCGCCCACUUGGGUGAUGAUGACGAGGAGCCUGAGUUCUCCUCUGCAAUGCCACUGGAAGAGGGAGACACCUUCUUCUUCCAACCCCGCCCCCUCAAAAAUCUUGUGCUGGUGGACGAACAGGAGAACUUAUCACCCAUCAUGUCCUGUCAGAUUGCUGAUUUGGCCAAUGAAGAUACACCACAGUUGUAUGUUGCCUGUGGACGAGGACCCCGGUCAACUCUGAGGGUCCUUAGACAUGGAUUGGAGGUAUCCGAGAUGGCUGUGUCUGAGCUGCCCGGUAACCCCAACGCUGUGUGGACAGUACGCAGACAUGUGGAAGAUGAGUUUGAUGCCUACAUCAUUGUAUCUUUCGUGAACGCUACUCUGGUUCUGUCCAUCGGGGAGACUGUAGAGGAAGUGACAGAUUCUGGAUUUCUGGGAACGACGCCUACUCUCUCCUGCUCACUGCUCGGUGAAGACGCCCUAGUGCAGGUGUACCCAGACGGUAUUCGCCACAUCCGAGCUGACAAGCGUGUGAAUGAGUGGAAGACUCCUGGCAAAAAAACCAUUGUCCGCUGCGCUGUGAACCAGCGUCAGGUUGUUAUUGCACUCACUGGAGGGGAGCUGGUCUACUUUGAGAUGGACCCGUCUGGCCAGCUUAAUGAGUACACAGAGCGAAAGGAGAUGUCUACAGAUGUGGUUUGUAUGAGCCUGGCCAACGUUCCACCUGGCGAGCAACGCUCUCGAUUCCUGGCCGUGGGACUUGUUGACAACACCGUACGAAUCAUCUCCCUGGACCCUUCGGACUGCCUGCAGCCGCUGAGUAUGCAGGCCUUGCCAGCCCAGCCAGAGAGUCUGUGUAUUGUUGAGAUGGGAGGGGUCGAGAAACAGGAUGAACUUGGAGAAAAGGGAACCAUCGGCUUCCUUUACCUCAACAUAGGGCUUCAGAACGGUGUGCUGCUGAGGACUGUGCUGGAUCCAGUGACCGGUGACCUGUCAGAUACCAGAACACGCUACCUGGGCUCGCGACCUGUCAAACUCUUCAGAGUCCGGAUGCAGGGACAGGAAGCUGUGCUGGCAAUGUCCAGUCGCUCCUGGCUGAGCUACUCGUACCAGUCUCGUUUCCAUCUGACCCCUCUGUCAUAUGAGACUCUGGAGUACGCAUCUGGCUUUGCCUCGGAGCAGUGCCCUGAGGGCAUAGUGGCCAUUUCUACCAACACACUGAGAAUCUUGGCUUUGGAGAAAUUAGGAGCCGUCUUCAACCAGGUGGCCUUUCCUCUGCAGUACACUCCCAGGAAAUUUGUAAUCCACCCGGAGACCAACAACCUCAUUUUGAUCGAGACGGACCACAAUGCAUACACUGAGGCAACCAAAGCCCAGAGAAAGCAACAAAUGGCUGAGGAGAUGGUGGAGGCUGCUGGUGAGGAUGAAAGAGAAUUGGCUGCUGAGAUGGCCGCCGCCUUUCUCAACGAGAAUCUCCCAGAAGCCAUAUUUGGUGCACCUAAAGCUGGAGCGGGACAGUGGGCCUCGCUGGUGCGUCUGGUCAAUCCCAUACAGGGUUCAACACUGGACCAGGUGCAGCUGGAACAGAAUGAAGCCGCCUUCAGCGUUGCGGUGUGUCGUUUCCCCAACACAGGAGAUGAUUGGUAUGUUCUGGUGGGUGUUGCCAGAGACAUGAUUCUCAACCCCAGAUCAGUGAGCGGCGGCUUUAUCUACACCUAUCGGCUCAUCAGUGGAGGGGAGAAACUGGAGUUCGUUCACAAAACCCCAGUAGAGGAUGUGCCUUUGGCCAUUGCUCCGUUCCAGGGACGAGUCCUGGUGGGAGUUGGGAAACUGCUGAGAAUCUACGACCUGGGCAAAAAGAAGCUGCUUCGCAAGUGUGAAAACAAGCACGUUCCCAACCUGGUGACUGGCAUCUAUACCAUUGGCCAGCGUGUGAUUGUGACGGACGUUCAGGAGAGCCUGUUCUGGGUUCGUUACCGACGCAACGAGAACCAGCUCAUCAUCUUCGCCGAUGACACCUAUCCCCGCUGGGUGACCACGGCCUGUCUGCUCGACUACGACACCAUGGCCUCUGCUGACAAGUUUGGGAACAUUAGCAUCGUGCGUCUGCCCCCCAACACCAGCGAUGAUGUGGAUGAAGACCCCACAGGGAACAAAGCUUUAUGGGACAGAGGCCUCCUUAAUGGAGCAUCACAGAAGGCUGAGGUGAUAAUGAACUACCACGUAGGAGAGACGGUGUUGUCCCUCCAGAAAACCACUCUGAUCCCUGGGGGUUCAGAGUCCAUGGUCUACACCACUCUGUCUGGAGGCAUCGGCAUACUGGUCCCAUUCACCUCGCAUGAGGACCAUGACUUCUUCCAGCAUUUAGAGAUGCAUAUGCGCUCUGAGUUCCCUCCACUGUGCGGCAGAGACCAUCUCAGCUUCAGAUCCUACUACUUCCCAGUGAAGAAUGUGAUUGACGGAGAUCUGUGUGAGCAGUUUAACAGUAUGGACCCUCACAAGCAGAAAAGUGUGGCGGAAGAGCUGGACAGAACGCCACCCGAGGUCUCUAAGAAACUGGAGGACAUUCGCACUCGCUACGCCUUCUAGGCGUACACCUUCAUGCAGCAGGGGUGCACGGAGACACACUCAUGAGUAAUAUUU